Molecule: messenger RNA, 2334 nt
Organism: Oreochromis aureus
Lineage: Eukaryota; Metazoa; Chordata; Actinopteri; Cichliformes; Cichlidae
Product: MICAL-like protein 1
Exons: 16
Coding region: 545-1885 (446 amino acids)
Source: RefSeq, a predicted model, not a curated record
AUAUGAUGAAGUCAGACUCACACAUGCUGAGCAACUGAGUUCAGUGACCCUACAGUCUAGUUUAGGAGCUUAUUUAAUCAGCAAAAUAGUGAGAAUGAAUCCAAAAUGAUCAACUUUUCUAUGAAAAACAAAGAUGAAAGAAAUUGAGUUACUUUAUCAAUCAAAUGUAAUUGAAUUUCUCACUCGUUUAGGAUUUAGUUUAACUCUCUGCUGCAUGUGCUCACAUGUUUAAAUGACUGUAAUCUGAUAGAAAAGUGACCCUUUCCUUUUCUGUUACAAAGUAUCCACCACCUGCUGGUUGCUCCGUGUUUUCCCGUGACAGAAGUUUCUAGGUUACGGAGAAGAUGUCGCAAUGAUACGUUUCCUCGCCGUUAAUCUGCGAUUGCUCAGGGUCUGGGAUUGGGCCUUGACCUUCAGGUGCUGCGGGUUAAUCCCGUUAGCCCCGCGGGCAUCCGCUGUGAAGAUCUCAGCAGAUCUGUGCCGGCUGUGCCACACUCUAGAUCUCUGUACCACCGGCAUGCAGAACCACCUGUAGGCACGCAGGAUGUUUAACUGGGUGGUGAAAGUGGUUCCCCAGCCCCCUGAUGCUGUUGGGACAGACGAUGCUGCCAAGACCCCUGAUGCUCCAACCAAAAAUACAGAGGCUGCAGUGAAGACACCCACACUGAAAAAUGCAGAUGAGGUUUCAGAGGACGGCCAAGCGCAGACUGGAGUAUUAGGCUGGUUGUCUAAUGGGUUCGUCAGCGCGCUCCCACAGCCUGCGGGCACCCCCCGACUCAGCAGAGCCAACUCUGAAGCCAAGUCCGGAGAAGAUGGAGACAGGUCUGGAGUGAUCAACUGGGUCACUCAGGGUCUGACCAAAGUGCUGCCUCAGCCUGACGACAAGUACAGAGAGACUGAGAAGGACGAGGAACACACGGAGGUGUAUGACGUAGCCACGAUGCCAGAUUUCGACCCACUUCCCCACAUCCCUGUGGUGGAGAUGGUGUCAGACGACGAGGUGUCGGACACAGAGAGUUUGACACCUCACUUUCCUCCCAAUGUGGUGACCUGGAUAAAGCAGAUAGUUCCUCAGCCGGUCAUACUGCCCCCUGGUGCUGUGCCCGUGGAACCGUCAACCAAGUCCUCCCGCACGUCUCUGGAUAAAAUGCUUCAUGUUGUUUGCUCCACAGUUCUGUCUCCACCGCCUGAAUCGCUCAGUGGAAUCUCACUGGAUACUGAAAGCAAGGCCUCUGGUGUGGUGAACUGGUUUGUGUCAGGGCUGGGUCUGAAGAUGCCUCAGCCUGUUUCUCCAUCCAAGGAUGAAGCUCAUACCGUACCUGAAGUCAUUCAGAAAGCAUCAGCCAAACUCAAACCAGACAUGGUGCUGGAAGACGUAGAGUCAGACAACGAGGGGCAGCAGAAACGUGCAGAUCCUCCCAAAGCUCAAGCUCCAUCUGCAUCCCUGGUUCCACCAUCACCCGCAACCCAGCAGCAACAGGAAGUGACACAAUCCUCACAGUCGCUUUCAGUGGAGUCACAGAAAUGCAGCGACGCCCCUCCGGAGCCACAGCCAUCAGAGAGUGCCACAAAAGUAUCUCUGGAAGAUGCAGAGACCCAGACAGGCCGCUGGACGCCGUUUAUUGAAAACAUCAAGAAGGAGGCUGAAGGGGUGGCGUUGGCUACCAUGGAGGAGCGUCUGCUUCAGGAGAGGAUGGAGAUGGCCCGGAUGGCUGAAGAGGUUGCCAGGCAGACAGCUGAGAUGGCUAUUAGACAGAUGGCCAGUGAGGGACAGUCCAUCAAGCUCUCACUGGGGAGUCAAGAACUGCUGGAGGAGCCUGAAGCUGAGCUGCCGGUGCCGCUAGAAGAGGAGAGCGAGGUGGAGAUCAGCAAAGCCCCAGAGUAAGAAUUCAAAUAAGAGCUUCCUGGUUGUUAACGUCGUUGUAGGACUUUGUGUGUGUCACUGUGCAUAUCAUAGUAGUCUUGUGCUGUGCAUAGCAGAUGUGCAUAAAUGCUGAUGUUGUUGCUACCGUUCCCCUGAUUGAUCCAGCAGCUUGUUGAAAAAUAAGUAGCAAUGCCCAAUAUAAUAUGCAGGUUACAGUCAGUACUUUUUUAGGUUAUUUAAUAGGAAGAAAAUGAUGUUGUACUCGUACAUACACAUAGAAUAGUGUGUAACUGCAUCUUCCAACAAAGUCAUGCAUUUUCAUAAACUUUAUUACUUUCUAUACCUUUGGGCAGUUUAAUGUGUGGAAGUCUGCAGGCCUGUGUUACAAUCAGUUUCUAGCAAAGUGAAUUUUAUGUCCUUUUAUUUAUCCUGGUAAAAAGUGAUCUUGACAUUAAAAAUGUGGUUUUUAA